AAGUGACAUCUUGCUUAUUACUCUGCAUGUGAUCACUGAUUGGCCAAUCAGUGAUCACAUGAUCAGGACCUCGUACAGAGGUCCCGUCCGACUAUCGGUGUUCCAUUGUGUUAGGAGGACACAGCGGGCACCGGAUCGCGGUGCUGCACGCUCCCAGGGAGCGCGCACAAGCAAGGUCAAAGUGAAGCGAAAGCCAGAAGUUUGUUUUGCUUUGAAUGGAGUAGGAAAUUGCUAAAAGUUUUUUUUCUUGUUUUUUUUUUUUUUUGCCUUUUGGGGAA
Staurois parvus is the source of this 278-nucleotide messenger RNA. The record is from the annotation of a GenBank genome assembly. Lineage: Eukaryota; Metazoa; Chordata; Amphibia; Anura; Ranidae.